GCCUUGCGUUCGCCCUGCGUUCCAACUCACUCUUGGCGCCUUCGCGGGAGGUGAGUCGGAGCCAUGGCGGCUGCCAACCCCUGGGACCCGGCGUCCGCGCCUAACGGCGCUGGGCUAGUGCUAGGCCACCUCAUAGCUUCGGGGAUGGUCAAUCAGGAGAUGUUAAACAUGUCUAAGAAAACAGCUUCUUGUUUUGUGAACUUCACCAGACUACAGCAGAUCACAGACAUUGAAGCUGAAAUCUACCAGAAAAACCUGGAAAUUGAACUCCUGAAACUAGAAAAAGAUACAGCAGAUGUUGUUCAUCCUUUCUUUCUGGCUCAGAAGUGUCAUACUCUGCAAAGCAUGAAUAAUCAUUUGGAAGCAGUGCUGAAAGAGAAGAGAUCCCUUAGGCAAAGACUGUUGAAACCCAUGUGCCAGGAAAACUUACCUAUUGAAGCUGUUUAUCACAGAUAUAUGGUACAUUUGCUGGAAUUGGCUGUAACUUUCAUUGAGAGAUUAGAAACCCACCUUGAAACAAUUAGAAAUAUACCUCAUUUAGCUGCAAAUCUAAAGAAAAUGAACCAGGCUUUAGCAAAGAUGGAUAUAUUGGUGACUGAGACAGAAGAACUGGCAGAGAAUAUACUCAAGUGGCGUAAACAACAAAAUGAAGUUUCGUCUUGUAUCCCCAAAAUAUUAGCUGAAGAAAGUUAUCUUUAUAAACAUGAUAUUACAAUGCCUCCUUUACCUUUUACUUCUAAAGUUCAUGUCCAAACUACUAAUGCCAAGUAGUCAUCAACUUUAUUUUUGCUUAAUUAUGUGUAGUCAUAUGAAGUCUAUUUCUAGUUGACUGUAACAUGGGUAUUAAUAGUCUUUGCUGCUAGUAAUACUGAAAGAACCUGCUUUAUGUUGGAGUAUCAAGAUCUCAGGUUCAUUAAGACCAAACUGACUUUUCCUUUGUUUUUCGUGUAUUUUUAUUCUACCUUUCAGUAAAACUAGAGAAGAUAAAAAAUAGCCAUGACAAUUUAUUAACAUAAGUGAAUUAACCAUUUCUCAGGCAGAAAAUUCUCUUUUUUAAAAAAUGUGUGUUUAUGGUCUGGUGUGGUGGCUCACACCUGUAGUCCUAACACUUAGGGAGGCUGAGGCGGGCAGAUCGCUUAAACCCAGGAGUUCAAGACCAGCCUGGGUAACAUGGUGAAAGCCCGUAUCU
Mandrillus leucophaeus (drill) is the source of this 1189-nucleotide messenger RNA. It is a transcript of the gene HAUS2, whose product is annotated as HAUS augmin-like complex, subunit 2. Gene Ontology annotation, biological process: microtubule nucleation; spindle assembly; centrosome cycle. The transcript is spliced from 6 exons. Gene Ontology annotation, cellular component: HAUS complex; centrosome; mitotic spindle microtubule. The record is from RefSeq and is a predicted model, not a curated record. NCBI's taxonomy places the organism in Eukaryota, Metazoa, Chordata, Mammalia, Primates, Cercopithecidae. The coding region runs from base 64 to 771 and encodes 235 amino acids.